CUCUUUGGUGUACAUGUAUAAUGGCGGCAAGCUAUGGCGAACUGAGAAGUGGUAGGGAAGUGAAUUUUAUCGUUGAAUUUUGUGUCCUUAGGAUAUAAAGCAUGGAUAUUCGGAGGAUUACAUCGAUGGAACUUUCGGAACUUUCCGUCUGCCUCAUUUUAAUUGUAUUCUUGACUGCAGCUUUCUCCCAGGAUAUCACAGUACCACAAGAACCCGUUGAAGUAAAGCAAGGAAGUAGUACCAGUCUGUGGUGUAAACUCAAAUUUGAUUCGGAAAAAGUAGUUCCAGUGACCUGGCAGUCUCCGCCAAACUUCAAAACGAGAACAUCCAAUUGUCGUACUUACUUACCAGAGAAAUAUCAAGUGUCAUGUUCAGAUUCUAUGAAUCCCUUUGGAUUUUAUAAUAUGACAAUAAAAGAUGUCCAAUGGGCAGAUAGAGGGGAAUACCGAUGUAUGUAUACCCGCCAUAAAGCCGUUGUGGAUUUACAGGUUUUGGUUCCGGUAACAAGCAUGAACCUGAUCCACGACUCGAACAGCACGGCUGACCCCCCGUUUUUGAGCAAGGGCACUAACGCAGUGCUAACCUGUAAAACAGCGUGCGCAAAUCCCGCACCCAAGAUUUCAUGGUUUGAAAAUGACCAACCCUUCAAGGGUGGUGCGACAGUAAACAAUACUGAUUCGGGUUGCACAGGAGACAAGGAAGGACAGAAACGGACUAUAAGCACGAUUACAGUACAAGGCAAAUACAUGGAUAAGGGGAAAAAAAUUUCUAACAUUUCUUGUACAGCAGAAAACGUUAUAGGGGAGCCAAAGAUUUCCAAGACGAUACUUAUCAGUUAUGAUGGGCCCCCUGGUGGCAUAGUUCCAAAAGACGGAGGGUCUACGUCCAAAGAUCUAAAUCCUGAACUAGGGCCUUCAACGCUUCGAGGUCCCUCAGCAGACGGUGAUGCCGCCACUGGUAAAAGUGUACAAGCAGGACCGCUAACACAAGCGGAAAUCAUCGGCAUAGCUGCAGGGGCUGGAGUCGGUUUACUCUUAAUCCUGCUAGGUGUCGCCUGUUUCUUUAAAAGUCGACGGUCAGCAUCGCAGAGUGAAGAGGAAGAUCCCAUGAAUAAGAAGCCACCGCCACCGCAGGACGUGUAGCCCCGAUUCCAACGAAAGAUGCCAUCACUCCCAAGCCCUCAAAAUCAGCAUACUCUUCUACCUGACGCGCGGGAUAUAGUCUUCUGCCAAUCUAUUGACUCAUUCUGGAUACUUCAUCCUGUCGGUCUCAUGGAAUUACAUCUGUUAAUUUCGGACUAAGUUUUUUGCAUGGGAUAUUUUCACAUUAGGAUCAAGUAUUCUGCAGUAUUUAUUCAAGGUUCUUGGCCCUGCCUGUCCAGGACAGGCAGAACUUUGAACAAAUUCUGGAUAUUUGACAAAGGUCUCAUGCAGUUGACGGAUAUAUGUUGCAUGAACUUUUAUAAUGAAAUGAAACUGAGAACGGUUGUGAUGACCUGAUCGAAAAAAUACAUUUGGAUACAGAGACUUAUCAAUAUAUGUGACUCUAGUCUCAAAAGGAUAUACAGUUUAGCACUAUUCUGUCUAUCAUGUUGCAUUUUGAGAGAAAAAAAUGGUUUUUCAAACUGAGGUGGAACACCUUUGAAGUGUCAGAAGAGCUUUGUACAUGUUACAUAUAGAAUAACAGCUAGAAUCUACAUUUGUACGACAUACAAUCCCAUCAUAUCAAUAACACCAAGAAUAAAUCAAGACUAGUCUUUAGUAAUUCUUGAUAACAUAGAUCUCGCAUGCAAUAACUAUAACUGCCAACAACCUACAUCAAUAGCUGCAUAUUAGGCAACUGACGACUCUGAACUAAGUCAUGAUAUCAUGAAUGCUGUGUGGAAUAUGACAUGUAUGAUGGCAUUCUCUCAUCAACCCUUUCGCUUGAGUAGGGUUUGGGCAGUGUGCCGUACCCGACCCUGGCCCACACCCGGUAUAGACCGAGCAGCCUGGAUCCCAACUUGGCCGAGCAAACGUUUCAUUGUAAAAUAGCUAGCAUUACCCAUUGUAGGGAUGAGGUCUGCAUUGAAUGAGUGCAGUGCUGCCAUCAAAUUGUUUUUGUGGCAAUGAUGGCUUCGAUUGGAUAGCAGCAGAGCUUGUUGUUUAUCUGAUCAAUCAGUCAGUCAAUUAGUCAAUAUUACAGUUCUACAUGUGGGGCACCUUGAUUAGUACACAGUUGCAAGAUAUCUUAAAUUCAUCAGUGAAAUGGUGUGUUGAACUGAUAUUCAAGUUUACAUUGUAAGAUAAGAGAGGAUUUUGUCUCCAGCAGGAUUUUGAGGUUAACCAGAUUUUGACCGUUUCAGAGGAGAUAGGAUGCAUAUUCCAGUAUAUAUACUGUUCCGAAUUGAAGAAGGUUUGCGCUGUCUUGCGAUGAUAACAUUUUGGGGUAUUUUGUCCACACUUGUUGAAACACCAAGUUUGGGACUCCUGUUCUAUUGGUGUUAAAGCAAGUGUUGCAUUGUGACAAGAGCCCUUGCUGGGAGAAGGACAAAGUGACACGCUGUUGUGGACAUAACAUUUGGAUUAUACAAUGUUGUCAUUUGGCCUCUCUGGUUCGCCUAGUUCAUUUCAUCUGAAGUUCACUGGAAUAACGUAUGAUACUGUUCCCGUCAACUUCAGAUAAGAUUUAAAUCGAUCAGGGACUUUGUAUCGAUGCCCUGUUCGACUUGAUUUGUGUCAGUUGUCUCGACCAAGGAAGAUUUUUCCAUGAUUUUACUCUUUUUGCCAAUAUUCGGGGAUUACUUCCGAUAGGAUUAUGUGUAUGCUCUCAUAAUUCAUAUUCAAGCCAUUUGUGUUAUUUUGUCUUUCUUUGCGAUUCUGCAAGACACAGGGAGUUGGAGAUAUACAUAUAGGGUCAUAGGCAAUGUGAUUUGAUAAGAGCGCGACCCAGUGUUUUUUGUGUAGAUAUUUUUUCUUCCUGAAAUCCGUCAUUUACUUGUAUAUUUUUAGUCAGAAACUUGGUGAAAUUUUUUCCCCUGAAUUUGCACUGCUAAAACAAAAAAUCUAUAACUAAACUGUGUCGCUUCCAUUUCUCCCAGUGAAAUAUUAAUAUACGUAUUAUUAUUAGCAGAAGAGUCUUGUUUUUUACACCGUCAAGGAAACCAGUGCUCCAGCAUACCUCUUUUUAAACCUGGGGUGUACACGGUGGGUUAAGGUAUCGGUUGUUGCCGUAGAAAAAUACGUGCUUACCUGGAGAGGAAAUGAUGAUACAAAGGAAACAGACAGAAGUAAGUUCAUUUUGAGGGGUGUAAGGCCCGCAUUAGUUAUUUUUAUCCGAUUGUACCCCUCCGACACUGUAAUGGGAGAGCCUUGUUUCUAUUGUGGUGCAAAGGUAUUUAAAACCAAUACCUUUACCCAUCGUGUAGAUUAGUUCCCAGAUUAAGAUGUUCUUGUAUAAGGAGGUCCUCGUGACGACCUAAAGGCCUACUAUGGGAGGAUGGUUCUCCCCAUGUUUAUCAUUUUAAAUUAUCAGUACAUGAAAGGAGUUUCGAAUUUUUGGUUUGAAAUUUUGUGUGAGUUUUCCCUGUGCAAGGCCAACUUGGUCUUCGACAAGGCUUGUUGACAAUUGCACGGAUAUUUAGUUGAAAUUUUCAGGGUCGAUUUGGAUCCAGUGAUUAUGCAAAUUUAGAAUCUAGAAAUGAUUGGAAGGGUGUCUUAUAUUUGGUCAUGUGUUUGGGAUUUUCAGCGGGGUGUGGAGACGAAGGUAUUGGUGGCCAUUUAUUGACGAUAAUGUUUUGCACAUGCAAGCAUCCAUCAGCCACUGAAGUCGUUCCCUGCGGGAAGGGGGCUAUUGAUGUGCUAGUACGUGUUUAGAACCAAAAUAGCUGCCGAUAUCACUCUUCUCUGCCCCUGGUGGGAAUCUCUGGAAUGAACAUUAUUUGCAUGAAAUUGGGAAUCAUUAUUCAUGAAAUUUGUAAAAUAUGUUCAAAGGAAUCGGCCAAUUUAUCAUGUUUAUGCCAAGUGAGAAGAAAUCUUUAGCUUGAGGAUGUUUUUGUAAAGCUUGUUUGUCUUAAAGACAUGGUUGGUGUUCAAUUUGUUUUGUCGAAAAUAUAAUAUUUGUAGCUCUAGUAUGAUACGCUUUAAGCCCCUGUCUUAUUAUUUGACGAUACAUCAAGAAGUGACUUGUGAAUCCGAGGUAGAUAAGAGGAGCUUGCCCAAAUCAAACCUAGCCAGACUUAGUCUGAUGCAAGCUUUGGGCACAGUGGCGCCUUGAAAUCUUUCUUGAAAUCGUACCUGACUUUUGUAUUAAGGCAUGAAUUAAAUGCCUUCAAAGUGAAAAGUUAAACUCUCGUUAAAACUAUGGAAUCGAAUUAUGUUGCAUAUUUCAUGUUCACGUUUGAAAAUUUCAUUUAAACAGAUGAGAUAAUGAAGUUCGUAAUCCAGCUUUGCUCUAUUAGAAAAAGUUAAUCUGCGCAUGGCCUCGCUAAUAUUUAACGCUCAUCACCCAUAACUACUAGAUGUGCCAGUUUCUACUUACUUAUAUCUUGCCAAUUUUUUUGCCUGGUCAAGAAGAUUUUAGUCCCUUUAUGCUGAAUUCAAACUCCAUUCGGAGCGUUAAAACAGUUAUAUUUAAAAAGAUCGCGCUAAUAUAGUUUUAACCGAAUGCGUUUCUUAGAGAGGAAUACAUUUGAAACCAUUGUUUUACUGAAAUUUAAAUUUGUUUGUAAAAUACUGAAAUUCGAACUGGUUCUCCAUAAGUUUUGCCAUUUUAGUGGAAUAUGAAAUAUGCUGAUGUCAGCAUUGACAUCUUGAAUCUUCAUGGAUUUUGUGUUAUUGUUAUGAAAUACCGGUACAGAUGUCUGAAAUACUGGUACAGAUGUCUGAAAUACCGGUACAAAUGUCUGAAAUACUAAUGUCGUGAAAUUGUCUCUGUCGAGGCGAGUCUUUUAAAUCUGUGGAUGGAAUCAUCGUUUCCGAUGUUAUCACAGCUUGUUGACAAUGUUUGUUAGUUUUAAAUAACAUUGUUUCAAUGUUAAUUGCACCCGUGGGAAUUAAACGUGUUGUGCUGGCAUCAGAAAAAAGUAGUUUCAGAACACUUACUCCAGAGUUGACCAUAGGCAUAGCCAUUUCGGUUAGAACUUGAAAUCCUAAAGCAAUAAGACCUCCUUCAAAUUGAAAUGAAUACCGAUUUCAAAGGUUGGGAUCUGUUCUCUGAAAAACAAACAUCUGACUCCCACCAUUGAAAUUGGCAAUCACUUUGGUUUGAAAAAGUUCUAAUAGCAUUCCGCGAAGAUGACGUCACUGCAGCUGCUGCCCUCUAUUUCUCCAUCGCUGAAUUACAGGCAAUGUCGGACAAACAUGCGGUUUCGUAAUGGAUUCAGGCUUUCUAACUAGGGCAGUUAGAUUCAAUCUGGCACAUGUCCGAGUGUUGGAAAUACUACAUAAUUGUUCUGAAUAUUUCUCUCUCUGACUCUAUGGUAUCAUUCAUGCUAAAAACAAUGCAGGGUCAAAAGUAAUUGACUUUGAAAUAAGCUCAAAUGCGUAGAAAUAAGUGUCGAUGUCCGACUGUCACGUGACUAAAACGUCAUCAAUAUCUUAUGCAAAUGACCUUGUGAGCUAUAAAUGGUAACUUCGCGGAAUGCUAUUGCUGUAUGAUUUCAAGUUUUAGCCAAAAUGGUUUUGCCAAGGCUAACUAGUUGUGGGAAUACUGGAUGAGCCAGCACUUGAUCGAGUUUUGAAAUCAGUAUCUGCUGCUUCUGUCUGUAAAUUAGACAUGAAGUUAAAGGGAACUGGAACCGCCGAGCGAUUUAUUAAACUUUUCGACUUUCACCGCCCGAGAAAGUCAAACUUCCAACGUGCUAUUCGAGUUUAGAUUUGUAGCUCCGCCCCCAAUGCCCGAGCAUGCGCAGUUCAAUUUGUUAUUAUUGAGAAUCAUGUGAG
This is a messenger RNA of Lineus longissimus, 5921 nucleotides long. Its product is annotated as butyrophilin subfamily 1 member A1-like. Gene Ontology annotation, biological process: cell-cell adhesion. The record is from RefSeq and is a predicted model, not a curated record. Gene Ontology annotation, molecular function: cell adhesion molecule binding. The coding region runs from base 102 to 1142 and encodes 346 amino acids. Gene Ontology annotation, cellular component: cell-cell junction; plasma membrane. The transcript has 8 exons. Lineage: Eukaryota; Metazoa; Nemertea; Pilidiophora; Heteronemertea; Lineidae.